UUCCCUUUCUCUACCUCCUCGCCCAUGGCCAUCCGAAUAUUUAACUACAUUCGUUGACCCUAAUCAUCUUUCUUGGAUAAUUCCCAUUCCAAUCUCCAGAGAGAACGAUGGCGAGGUCGGCCGCUCGGACUUCCGCACCGACCACCGGAACCCGAACCCUAACCCUGGAAGAGACUUCCUCCUCCUCGGUUUCUUCUCAGCAGCGGCAGCAACAACCCGAAACCCUGGUUCUCCAACUCCGGCGGCCCAAGAAGAAGGUAACGUGGAAGGAGGGAACGGUGGACAAUGAGUUCCUCAACCGGAAGAGCUCCAAGAAGUGCUGCAUCUUCCACAAGCAGAAGCCCUUCGACGAGGACGACAGCGACGAUGACGACGGCGGCAGCGGCGGAGGUCCCACCGGGGAGGACGGGGCUGGCCCCAGUGGCUGCUGCUCCCAUGGAAGGGAGCAUUGAUCGGAGGGAUCCAUUGUCUCUGCAAUCAUGUGCUGUUGGUCUGGUGGACUUUGGACUGAAUUUUUGUCUCUACAAGUGAGCUACAUGGUUGGAGCUUCAAUCCAGUACCAGGAAGCCUGCGUCUUUCUUGGUCGUUCCAUUUGCGAUUUUCAGUUAGAUUGUGGAUUCAUAGUUCUUUGCAUCAUGACAUUAUGUUGUCGUGAUUCACACAUAGUACUUUCAUAGCCUGCCAUUUCCUGUGAUGCAGGGUGAAUUGUGUCCUGGCGGUGUACUUGUAAAACCUAUACCAUCCUACGGUAAUAGUGUAUGAUCUUCUAUUUUGAAGUGUGAAAAAGGAUCGCUACUCUUCUUUCAUUAAAUUUGGAGUGUAAACGGUUCUGUUGUGCAUGUAGUAGAAUUGUACUCUGCACGAAACAAAUUUUGCACAAUAUGGAUAAAGCUGAAUAAUUCAGAUGUUUGUUUUGUUA
Messenger RNA from Elaeis guineensis (African oil palm), 919 nucleotides. RefSeq lists its product as uncharacterized. Gene Ontology annotation, molecular function: protein phosphatase 1 binding; protein serine/threonine phosphatase inhibitor activity. Lineage: Eukaryota; Viridiplantae; Streptophyta; Magnoliopsida; Arecales; Arecaceae. The record is from RefSeq and is a predicted model, not a curated record. Gene Ontology annotation, cellular component: nucleus.